Messenger RNA from Gastrolobium bilobum, 1683 nucleotides. RefSeq names its product peroxisomal (S)-2-hydroxyacid oxidase GLO4-like. Lineage: Eukaryota; Viridiplantae; Streptophyta; Magnoliopsida; Fabales; Fabaceae. Gene Ontology annotation, molecular function: oxidoreductase activity; FMN binding. Bases 210 to 1304 code for a protein of 364 amino acids. The transcript has 12 exons. The record is from RefSeq and is a predicted model, not a curated record.
GUAACAAUAGCCACAUAUGCUUUUAAUAUAUACUUUUUAAAAAAGUUUAUCAACAAUAAAACAAAAUAGUAAAUUUCGAGAUUCGCACCGGCAGAGUUAUCUCGGGAGGCCUUGUUUAUUUCAUUUGGAUUGUAUCUUGUUUGUACUAUCAAAUCGAUAGGAUCAAAGCAUAAUUGGAGAGUACCUUCAGAACGGCUUGGGCAGGGAAAAUGGGAGCUGAGCCUGUUAAUGUCAGUGAAUUCCAACGAUUGGCGAGGGAGGCACUCCCAAAAAUGUAUUAUGAUUUCUACGCUGGUGGAGCUGAGGACGAGUUCUCACUAAAGGAAAACGUGGAAGCGUUUCGUAGAAUAACCUUAAGACCUAGAGUUCUUGUGGAUGUAAGCAGAAUAGAUAUGUCUACCACUGUGCUAGGCUACAGUAUUUCCUCUCCAAUAAUGAUUGCUCCAACUGCUAUGCAUAAGUUGGCUCAUCCAGAAGGAGAGGUCGCCACAGCUAAAGCUGCAGCUGCAUGUAACACCAUAAUGGUUCUGUCUUUCAUGUCCACCAGCACAGUGGAGGAGGUUGCUUCUAGCUGCAAUGCUGUUAGGUUCUUCCAAUUAUAUGUUUACAAGAGGCGAAAUGUGACAGCUGUAUUGGUGCAAAGAGCAGAAAGAAAUGGAUAUAAGGCCCUUGUCCUAACUGUUGAUGUUCCAAGACUAGGUCGAAGAGAGGCAGACAUAAGGAACAAAAUGGUUUCACCUCAGUUGAAGAAUUUUGAUGGCCUUGUUUCAAUUGACGUCGAGUCAGAUAACGGUUCAGGCUUGGAAUUUUAUGCAAGUCAUACAUUGGAUGCAUCCUUUUGCUGGGAGGAUAUAGCAUGGUUGAAAUCCAUUACAAAGUUGCCAAUUCUUGUCAAGGGUAUACUUACGGGUGAAGAUGCAAUUAAGGCAGUGGAAGUAGGUGUUGCUGGUAUAGUUGUUUCAAAUCAUGGAGCUCGCCAGCUUGAUUAUUCUCCAGCUACCAUUUCUGUCCUAGAAGAGGUGGUUCACGCUACUAGAGGAAAAGUCCCUGUUUUAUUUGAUGGUGGAGUACGGCGAGGAACAGAUGUGUAUAAGGCGUUAGCACUUGGUGCAAAAGCUGUACUUGUUGGAAGGCCUGUAAUAUACGGGCUAGCUGCAAAAGGGGAAACUGGGGUGAGACAAGUCAUAGAAAUGCUGAAGAAUGAGCUUGAACUCGCUAUGGCUCUAUCUGGGUGUCCAAGUGUGAAGGAUAUUACUAGGUCCCAUGUGAGAACAGAGAUAGAGAGGCUUCCCUCCAUGCUUUAGGAGUAUUGGAAUGUUCAUAUCACAUACUUUGAUCAUCAAAUACUGCUUUGCGUUGGGCCUUGAUAAUUUAUUCUGAUGGCAGCCCAUCCAUAAUCCUUAAGAAGUCCAAGUUGGGGUCUUUCUUUCCUUCUUCUAGUUGUGAACGAGUUUCUCUUACUUUCAUGACCAAAAAUUGUUGUCUGCCACAUCCACUGUAAGUCUGUAACACAACAAAUAAUUGAUAAAAACAUAAAUCAAAAUCAGAUGUAUGGAUUAUCUUAGAAACAAGUCAACGACAUCUGUGUUUCAGGACAAGUUGCGUUUCGUUGGGGGAAGUAUAAAAUACUGUUAAAGUUGGUAGGAAAUUAUCAUGAAGGAAUGUCAUUUUGUGGAUAUUAUU